UAAAGCAUUUCUUGUUUGGCCAAAACAUCAUAGAUGGAGGAGUGUGUAGUCAUAAGAUGGAAGAUUAGAAGAGAUGCCAAAAGCAUAUAUGCAACCCCCUUUGGUGUAUUUGCAUCUGUCAUCAUUGUAAUACUGUUUAUGUGGACCAUUUGGUCUGGAUUUGAAGUUGCAGAGGAACCAAGAAUGAACCAUGAGUACUACAACAAUAGUUGGGCAGUCUUUGGUGGAGUGCUUACCAUAGUUCUUGGUUUCUUUUUCUUGGCUAUUGGGUUUCCUAUACUAGCAGACUUGUUUGUGACGUUUUCUGAACAACUUCGAAACCCGGAGGAGAGUGGCAUACAUCAAGGAGGGAAGAUGAAGACGAUAUGUAUCGUCAGCCGCAUAAUUGUGAGUUUGAUUGCAAUGUUGAUGCUAGUAUGGGCAAUUUACACUGGGUUUAGGCUUGUAACUGAACCAAUAAAAGGCACAUAUUAUCCUCUAGCAUCCCCAGUUGGCGUUGUUAGUAUUAUGUUUGGUGUCAUUUACUUUAUCAUUGGACUCUGCACAAUUGUAGAGCUAGCAGUAGAAUUGACGAAGCGAUUGCAAGGGAAAGUGAAGAACGAAAUAGUUAUUCAUCAAGUUCACAAUAUAGAUAUCAAUUGUUUUGUUUGAUA
Messenger RNA from Rosa rugosa (rugosa rose), 653 nucleotides. RefSeq lists its product as uncharacterized. NCBI's taxonomy places the organism in Eukaryota, Viridiplantae, Streptophyta, Magnoliopsida, Rosales, Rosaceae. Bases 34 to 651 code for a protein of 205 amino acids. The record is from RefSeq and is a predicted model, not a curated record. The transcript is spliced from 2 exons.